Baudoinia panamericana UAMH 10762 is the source of this 2830-nucleotide messenger RNA. RefSeq lists its product as uncharacterized. NCBI's taxonomy places the organism in Eukaryota, Fungi, Ascomycota, Dothideomycetes, Mycosphaerellales, Teratosphaeriaceae. Gene Ontology annotation, cellular component: fungal-type vacuole; membrane; early endosome. Gene Ontology annotation, molecular function: voltage-gated chloride channel activity. The transcript has a single exon. Gene Ontology annotation, biological process: intracellular iron ion homeostasis; chloride transport; transmembrane transport. Bases 137 to 2695 code for a protein of 852 amino acids. The record is from RefSeq and is a predicted model, not a curated record.
GGAUAUCAAUCAGACGUGCGAACUUCUGUACCAUCAGACAGCGCAGUGGUCGAAGACGACGAGGAGGUCAAGGGGAAGUGGCAUUGAUGGGGAGGACCAUAAUGCGACCAUCUCACCCUAAACUACCGCCCGCGCGAUGAACCGCCGCACCAGCUCCACCUCCACCUCCACUCACCCUCCACCCCCGCCAGGACGCCAGCACAGCUACGCCACAUCCACUUCCUCUCGCAGAAAUGACGGUCUCACCCGCCGCCUCUCCGCCCUCUCCACGGCGGAGUCAGGCGAAGUGCAAGACCCUGCCGCCACUGCAGCCGACGAAACGGUAGCGGAAGAGAUCGCCGAGAUCAAACGCUACGAGGACUUCACCACCAUCGACUGGGUGCAGGAUGCGGCGCGGGAGAACCAACGCCGCAAAGCGCGACGCGCGCAACGGGUCGACUACUUUGACCGCGAGGGCCGGAUCGGGUGGAGGAGGAAGGUGUGGGAGGCGUACGAUGCGGGUCAGGGCUGGAUCGUCGUGACCUUGAUCGGCGUCGCUAUAGGACUCAACGCCGCCUUCCUCAACAUCGUCACCGAAUGGCUCUCCGACUUGAAACUAGGCUACUGCACCACUGCCUUCUACCUGAACGAAUCCUUCUGCUGCUGGGGCGCCGAAGGCGGCUGCGCGGAAUGGCACCACUGGAGCGGGCACUUCUGGCCGAUCAACUACCUCCUCUACAUCCUCUUCGCCGGCCUCUUAUCCUACACCUCCGCCCGCCUCGUGAAAUCCUACGCCCCCUACGCCGCCGGCUCCGGGAUAAGCGAAAUCAAAUGCAUCAUCGCCGGCUUCGUCAUGAAAGGUUUCCUCGGCUUCCGCACGCUGCUGAUAAAAACCCUCGCCAUGCCCCUCGCCAUCGCCUCCGGGCUAUCAGUCGGCAAAGAGGGCCCCAGCGUCCACUACGCCGUCUGCACUGGUAAUGUCAUUUCCCGCCUCUUCACCAAAUACCGCCGCAACGCCGCCAAGACCCGCGAGAUCCUCUCUGCGUGCGCGGCAGCAGGCGUGGCCGUCGCGUUUGGGAGUCCCAUCGGCGGCGUCCUGUUCAGUCUGGAGGAAAUGAGUAAUUACUUCCCGCUCAAGACUAUGUGGCGCAGCUACUACUGCUGCCUCGUCGCCACCGCCGUCCUCGCGGCAAUGAACCCCUUUCGCACAGGCCAACUGGUCAUGUUCACAGUCCGCUACGACCGCAGCUGGCAUUUCUUCGAACUCCCCUUCUACAUCCUGCUUGGACUCUUCGGCGGUCUCUACGGCGCUUUCGUCAUGAAGUGGAAUCUUCGCGUUCAAGCGUUUCGGAAACGCCAUCUCGCUCCUUACCCGAUCCUCGAGUCCACUAUCCUCGCUCUCGCGACGGCGGUAUUGUGUUAUCCGAAUAUGUUCCUCCGCAUCGACAUGACCGAGAGCAUGGAGAUCCUCUUCCUCGAAUGCGAAGGCGGACACGACUACGACGCCCUUUGCGACCGCUCGAACCGGUGGUCCAUGAUCCUCGCCCUUCUGCUCGCCACUGUGCUUCGCACAUUCCUGGUAAUCAUCUCUUACGGCUGUAAAGUCCCCGCCGGAAUCUUCGUCCCCUCCAUGGCCAUCGGUGCCUCCUUCGGGAGAAUGCUGGGGAUUCUAGUCCAAGCUUUGCACGAGACUUUUCCAACUUCCGCCUUCUUUGCGGCUUGUGAAGCCGACGCCCCCUGCAUCACACCAGGUACCUACGCCUUCCUUGGUGCCGGCGCAGCGUUGGCGGGGAUCAUGCACAUCACCGUUUCCGUCGUGGUCAUCAUGUUCGAACUCACAGGCGCACUGACCUACAUCCUGCCCACCAUGAUUGUCGUCGGCGUCACGAAAGCCGUGGCAGACCGGUGCGGUAAGGGAGGGAUCGCGGACCGGAUGAUCUGGUUCAACGGGUUUCCCUUUCUCGACAAUAAAGAAGAGCACUCCUUCGGCGUGCCGGUUAGUCAGACCAUGACGGCCAACCCUACCACUCUCCCCGCUGCAGGAAUGUUGAUACGGGACGUGGAAAAAGUGCUGGCCGAGACGAAGUACCAGGGUUUUCCUGUCGUUGAUAACGAUGAGAAUAAGAUCCUACUCGGCUACAUUGGUCGAACAGAGUUGAGGUACGCCCUCGAUCGCGCGAAGAGGGAACAACAAGUCAGUCUGCACGCCCGCUGUUUCUUCGCCCCGCCAGAUGGACCUGCGACAGCUACCACACCCUCCGCCAGUCUUCCUGGGGUGACAUUUGACGACAUGGCCGGGCAAGGGGAGAUGAACGUGGAUUUCUCGAAAUUUGUCGAUCCCACCCCGCUGGCUGUUCAUCCGCGCUUGCCGUUGGAGACGGUGAUGGAAUUAUUCAAGAAGCUCGGCCCGCGUGUCAUUCUGGUUGAACACCGAGGCAGAGUGGUGGGGUUGGUGACGGUGAAGGAUUGUUUGAAGUUUCAGUUUAUGGUGGAGGCGGAGGAGCAUCCACGACAGGAUGGGAGUGGCAUUCGGGAGCAGCAGGAUAAGUUGUGGGACCUGAUGCGGAAAGUGGCGGGGCUGAUGGGGAGGUGGACUGGGGGGAGGUUGAGGUUGGGGGAGGUUUCGCCACCGGGUUCGGCGGGGCUGCCGGCUGAGACUGAGAGGAGGGUGGGAGAGGGUGGGAGGACGGGUGAGGUGGAGUUGGAUGACCGAUAACACGUAUGUCAUGCCGUUGUCACCCAUUUCAAAGUUCCUACAAAGUACUCGUCCUGCUCGCUUUCACGUUUGCACGGCAAAACGUUUCCAUACCUUCCCUACGCCGGAUACUCCGGUCGCAGCCAUGAUGUUGCU